Messenger RNA from Nomia melanderi (Alkali bee), 5777 nucleotides. NCBI's taxonomy places the organism in Eukaryota, Metazoa, Arthropoda, Insecta, Hymenoptera, Halictidae. The record is from RefSeq and is a predicted model, not a curated record.
AUUCCCAGCGUUUACAUUUCUUUCGGUCUAUUUACAUUCUAUAAAUAAACCACUCUAUCCGAUUCCUCUCGCGCCAGCAUGAAAAUUACAACCGGCCAAGAAGUCUCGCGAUCUGAACCCUAUCGAUGCAACGCUCGAAUUCGGUACUUGUCAGACGCUUAAAGACGCUUAAUGACGCUUAAAGACAAGAUACUCGUAAAAUUGUAGCAACUGUAAAAAAUCGUAAAAACAUAUCGUCUCGGCAGGGAGUUGAAAUAUUCGCGAUACACAGUAUUCUUUCGAGAAUGUACAUUCACAACGCGACCUUCGCUAUCAGCCUUUUCCCAAGACCUUUUACGAGGCGCUAAUCGCACCGCGCGCCGACGCCGCGUCUCUCUAAGGUUAGGAACCCCUCGCGAAACCGUCGGCCUUCGUAAUUUUUCGACGGUCCCCGUCGCGAAAGGUGGGGCCCUGCCCUACGCUCGUGUUUUUCUCCGGGGCCGCAAGGGAAAAGAUCGACGUCCGGCCUCCUCGGUAGGAAGAAACACGAUCGGAAAAGAAAUAAGACCGCUAGGAAGGGGAGUACCCGUACCCCGGGUUAAAAAUAGCAGAGAGACGCGUUUCCAAAUAAAAACUAAUAAGCGGCCUGUAGAAUAACGAUUAAGCCGGGGAGAGUAAUAAAAAAGGGGGAGAGAAAGACGGACAGCGAGAGGGUAUGCGCGCGCUGCCUGCGUGUGCGUGCAUGCGCGGACCCCGGAGGUGGGGGGAUUACAGCCGAGCGUAGAGGUUAGGGUACGCGGCGGGAAGGAGAAACGAGAUAUCGAGAGGCGGCUGGCGGCGUCGAUCGGAGGAAGACGCCGGCCGAGACGUAACAAAAUAACAUGGUUCCCCGUGGCAAGCAGGGAUGAGCAAAAAACGAUCGAGACUAUACGGGGAGGCAGAGAGAGAGACAGGUAGACCCAAGCGAGCCUGGCCGGGUAUCUUGGCCCAGUGAAAUAAUAUAUCGACUAUAAUGGCCGGUGCUGCGUGCUCGCUCGGAUAAAGAUUCCGAGGCGCCUCAAAUUACCAGCGGGACGAGCUGCUCCUCGGCUACCGUGUCUCGAGACUUAACCCUUUGCACUCGACCAUUCCACACCAGGAAUAUUCGAAUGAAUCGUGGAACGCCGCCAUUUUAUCCCAUCGUCUCGCACCGAUGCGUUGCGCAAGAUUUUCCAAACCACUUGUCCUGCUGGUAAUCGGCGUAGAAGAAUUUCGGUGUUUGACUUGUACGCGUUAACCUUUUGAGGAUGGACGUCGUCGUUUAUGGAGAUCGAGCUUUGAUAUUUGUUCCUCUGCUGAGGAUUUUGAAUACUUCGGCAAGUCUACGUCCACACGGGUUAAUCCCUUCCUAUGAUGCCUUCCUCGACUACGAUGCAACCAUUUUCCCAUUAAUAAUUCAUCCAAGGAAAAGAAUUCCAUCUUUUAUGUUUGCAAACGUAAUGCUCAUGCUUGUUAACGCUAAAGGUACCCGCAAUUUAUAUACACCUAUCCCUAACUGUAACCGGUCAAAUAAUUAGUCGUAAAAAGGGGGAAAAAAAUUAAACGGUAACUUUAAGGAAAUACAAACAUUGAGAAACUGUUUGAUUCAAUUUUGAUCGAAAAUGCAGAAUUUUUAAUGAAACUUUAAAACUGAUCAUUUGACCGGUCUUGGUACGCUUAGUGUUAAAUUCUAUUUGAAAUCUCCACGACUCACUUUGUUGCAAGGCAAGGGGUUAAAUAUAUUAACGAAUCCAACGCCGACCGAGAGUCAUCUCUCGAGUGCAAAGGGUUAAUCCCAGUUUCGGUACGCGAUCGGUAGGCACUCCCUGAGCCAAUUAUUCGCUCGGCUAAUCAGAUCGCCGUUCCGUUUCCUUUUCUCUUCUUUCCCCCUUUUUGCCUCUUCAUCCUCUUCUUCUCCUUCUUCUUUUGCUGCUGCUUCUUCUUCUUCUUUUGCUUCUUCUUCUUCUUCUUGGUCUUCUUCGUCUUCUUCUUCUUCUUCUUCUUCUUCUUCUCGUUUCAUUUCUUUUUCAGCUGCAAAGUAAAUGUAUUGUGACGGAACGACCACUUUGCGGUACACGUUGGAUACAACGGCGCUGGUUCGUCGGUUGUGUCACACGAUCGCCUGGAAUUCACGGCGCAGUGAAAACUCGAGCGAUUUCCACGAAAAUGCUGCUCGCCGUGGAUGCCUGGCACAAGGGGGCACGAGCAGUCCCGCUGUUCCAGAGUUUAACCCCGUUGCUCUGGGGCUCGCGACCAAUUCGACAGCUGAUUGUCGAGGAUGACGCAGCCUUGACACUGGAACCAGCGACGACAGGCGGUCGGUUUUAUUUAGAAUCUCUCAUGGGAAACGCUGGAACACGGGUUUCAAGAUUUCAGGAUGUUGGGUUAAUACGAAAGUUGUUUUUCUUCGGAAGAAAUGAAAAGGAGAGAUUUUCGAGUAUCGCAUCAGUUGCUAUUGUAUAAAUAUUGUAAAAAUGCUGGAAUUCCUACAGGAAACGCAAUGUUCGCGUCAACCCAAUAGUUCUAAUCUGCAUAGGUGCAUCGAUUAGUCGCACUUUGCUUGGAACAUGUUUCACUUGUAAUUGCAACAGGACAAAUUACGAAAGAAAUAUUUUCUUCGAGGUUUGAGUCGCUCAGAAGCCAACGCGGUUAAGUUCAGAAAAGAAGAAUUGAGAAGAUUAAUGUUUCGGCUUCCGAAACGAUUAUACAACAUAUUCAGAUUGUAGCAUUAGUCACAGAUCAUUGAGUCGUCGAUUAAAUUCAAAUUCAAGUAGUUAACGAUCUCAAAAAAACCACGACAAUUUGAAUCGCCGUGAGGCGAAGAAUCUGCGACGUCCACUGGUUCUAGCGUCGAGGAUGAUAGCUACGGAAGAGGUUGCGAGUGGCGUUGGAGCUGUUGAGCGAGGAUCGAGGGGAUCUACGAGUUUCGGCGCAGCCUGGCCAUCGGCGGAACCAGAAACUACUGAAAAUUCGUCUGAAGCCGACGGUUCAACGAGAAAAUCCGUGGAAUAAAUCCUGGAAACUGAAUCAGAGAUUGGAAAGAAUUACGAAGGAUCAAAUUGAAAUUGGAUAGAAGUUAGAUUAUCUCGGUUCUUCAUAAUUGUUUCACUUUGAACCGUGUAUAACAGCUUCGUUAUUUUUCAAAGCUUCUCGAUCCCUGAAGAAAAUCAUGAUUAUAAUCCGUUUCUUUGGAACGCGACACUGUGUUACACAAAGGAACGGAGCCACGAGAGCGCACGGUUUCCUGUGCGCGUAUCGCACGGUCCAGUCUUAUGUAAACACGUACUGUUUUACCUAACGGUAUAAGAGAGUCCCGAUUCGAAGCGAUUCCGAUAUCAAACUUGGCCUCUAACGUAGGAAUCUUGAUGAAGAUGAUCCAGCGACAUCCUCGAAGGACCUUCCAUCCUCCAAAAUCAUUUCAACUCUGAAAUGUCCAUUCGGCGGGGGAUUUACGGAGAAACCGAAAGGAAAGGAAAGGAAAGGAAAGGAAAGGAAAGGAAAGGAAAGGAAAGGAAAGGAAAGGAAAGGAAAGGAAAGGGAAAGAAAGAUCGGUGGACACGAGGCGACACGACAGCGCGUAGAAUCGCCGUGAGCAGAGGAUUCACGGAGAAUCGGUACCGCAGGCGGGUGAGCGAGCGAGCGAGCGAGCGAGCGAGCGAAGACGCCACCGAUUUAUGAUGCCGCGGCGAUAUGCUCACCAUUUUGGUUUCGUUGAGGCCUCCGGGCAACCUUCGAGUGGUGUCCCUCCGCCUCCAGCUCGAGUUGGACUGAAAGAAAAGGAAGAGGGAAAGGAACAAGUUCUUCGGCGGCCGUGCACAGUCUAGUUCAAGACUCGCGAUGAUAGUGAACGUCCUCCCAUGAAGAUUCCUCUGCUGCACGGCCGCCCUUCUCUGUCCGAGCCAGAAACUAGUGUCACCCAGUGUCGUGGACCGGACGACGCGGCGUUCGCACGGGUCGCGGAACCUUUGCAGAUCAACUCGUUCGAGCGUUCCCCGUCGAAAUCUGCCCAGCACGAUGAGAGGAAAAAGCGAGAAAACGAAAUUGGUUCCGCCGGACGGAGGAUGGGGAUGGGUCGUCUUGACGUCCGCCCUGGUCGUUAACUUCCUCAUUCCGGGAACAGUCAAGUCGUUCGGCGUCCUUUUCGUCGAGUUUCUUCACGUGUUCAAAGCGUCGUCCACCGCAGCCUCAUGGAUGCCAGCGUUGUGUUACUUCUUGUACAAUUCGUUAGGUCCCUUAUCCAGUAUACUGUCGACGAGGUAUUCCUAUAAGACGGUGACCAUCAUCGGAGGCGCGUUCGCGGCUUGCGGGAUGAUGUCCAGCUACUUCGCCAACUCCGUAUCUUAUUUAUACGUUAGCUAUGGCUUGAUGGUGGGUAUCGGUGCUGGGCUGACGUUCCCGCCAACAGUGUACAUCGUGACCGCGUACUUUGAGAAGCUGAGGGGAUUCGCUAACGGCCUGUGCAUCUCUGGCAGUGCGAUAGGGACCAUCGUGUUGCCACCGUUUCUGCAAUACCUGCUCGACUGUUUUGGAUACAGGGGUGCUGUGCUGAUAAUGGGCGCGAUCACGUUGAACACGCUGGUCUGCGGCCUGCUGUACCAUCCGGUGGAGGAACACAUGAUCGCUGUGCCGGUGGACGAGGGAAUCGACAACGACGCGUUGUCCAUUGACGAGCCGGCCCUUGAUAAAAAGAAAGAGACAGUGUCCACUGUCGACAACGAGACUCUGUCGGGCAACGACAACAGGCUGACGAAGGAGGAACAGCUGCAGGAUGAAAGUUGCCAAGCGAUCUGUGAUCCGAAGGAACACCAGUGUUCCGAGUACAGAAGCGAGAGCCUACUGCCGGAGAAAGAACAGGAGAUGGAGAAGGAAAGUACUUUUGACGUGAGUAAUGAAAGUUUCAACAAGGAGAAGGAGAAAGAGAAAGAGAAUUACGAAAACGCGAGUGUGCUGAGACUGGGCAGCGACACGCUGGGAACCAACGGAACGGACAACAAGAAUUGUUGUUCGGAGUUGAACAACUACUCGCUGAGCAGGAGCAAAGACGAGAAGAUCCUUGAAAGCUUGAAGAGGAACCCGAGCGAAUUGUCCGAGAAAUCGGUGUCGAAGACGUCGUUGUCCAAGGUAGAGGAACCAGAUAAAUCACAUUUCUUUGACUUAAGCGUACUGAAGGAUCCAAUCUAUCUAGUAAUUCUAAUCUCGAAUUCUACCUCAGCGAUCAGCAAUACCAAUUUUAUGAUCCUACUGCCUUCUUAUGCGAUUUCACAAGGCUUCGAUAAGAAUUCUUCCGCUUUAUUGCUGUCGGUGGUCUCCGCCCUCGACUUGGUCGGGAGAAUCAGUGGUGCUUCGUUGUCGGAUAUCGAUUUUGUACCAAAGUAUUACUACUUUGUCGGUGGACUCGGUACCAGCGGCCUGGCUUUAGCGCUGUUACCUAUGGCAACCAGUUACGCGAUGCUUUCGUUCUUCUGCGCAUUGUUUGGAUUGUCCUCCGGUAUGUAUAUCGGUAUCACAACGGUCAUUCUAGCAGAUAUGCUCGGCACGGAGAAACUUAGCUCGUCGUACGGCAUAUCGUUAUUUGUUAACGGAGUCCUCCAGUUGGUCGGGCCACCAGCUUGCGGCGCGAUAUUCGAAGCUGUAGGAUCGUACAAGCCGAUUUUUCUGGCUUUCGGUAUUAUACUGAUCCUCGGUACUGCAUUAUGGGCGGUUGUACCACUUAUAAAUAGAAAUAACAAAAAGGAUAUACAAUCCGUAUAACAAUAUAAUGCUAUUAUAUAUAUAUAUAU